AUGGGGUCAGACGAGGAAGAUUUCGUGUUUCACGGGACGCCAAUUGAGCGCGAGGAAGAAAUCGCGAGCCGGAAGAAGAAGGCAGUGGCUGGGGCUUCGGGCAACCUAAGAACUCUACCUGCUUGGAAGCAAGAGGUUACUGAUGAAGAAGGCCGGAGAAGGUUCCAUGGAGCAUUUACCGGUGGAUAUUCUGCUGGAUAUUACAAUACAGUGGGGUCAAAAGAAGGCUGGGCUCCACAGUCAUUUACGUCAUCAAGGAAGAACAGAGCUGGAGCGAGAAAGCAAAGUAUUUCAGACUUUCUAGAUGAAGAUGAGAGGGCGGAGUUGGUGGGCCAAUCACUGUCUGCAAGCUCACAAUUUGACACAUUUGGUUUUACAGCAGCUGAGCAUUCUCGCAAGCAAGCUGAGAAAGAACAGCAUGAAAGGCCAUCAGCCAUUCCUGGCCCAGUGCCUGACGAACUUGUUGCUCCAGUUUCAGAGUCAAUUGGUGUCAAACUUUUGGUAAAGAUGGGAUGGCGACGUGGUCAUUCUAUAAAGGAUGUGCGUGCUAGUUCAGAUGCUCGUAGAGAGGCUAGAAAAGCAUUCCUGGCCUUCUCUGCUGAUGAGAAAACCAAGGAAACUUCCGACUCAUUCGCUCCAGAGACUGAAGUGGAAACUUCAUUAGAUCCACAAUUUAGUGAAGAUAUGAAAUUUUCUGAAAGCACUCCUGUCUACGUUCUCAAUCCGAAGCAGGACCUGCAUGGUUUAGGAUAUGAUCCUUUUAAGCAUGCUCCUGAAUUUAGAGAGAUGAAAAGAUCUCGCCUUUCUGCCAGUAAGGAGGCUGGCUUCAGAAAACCUGUGUCCAUGAAGGAGAGUCUUUUCGGACCCAAAUCAGGAAAGAUUGCUCCGGGUUUUGGCAUUGGGGCUCUUGAAGAGCUUGAUGUGGAGGAUGAAGAUGUUUAUGCUGGAUACGAUUUCAAUCAGACUUAUGUCAUUGAAGAUGAACAGCCAGUAAGACCAAGCAAUGACAAUAGACUGAGGUUAACCUCAAAAGAGCAUAAUCAUCUGCCAGGGUUUGGAGCUGCCUCGAAUUCUGAUUACAGUGUAGAGAGAUUUGAUCCUCCGAAAAUCCCAAAGGACUUUGUGGCCCGGCAUAAAUUUUCUGGUCCUCGUGAGGCUGAAUCGAAGCCAACGGUUUCUGCUCCUCCAGAUGUUCCUCCCCCUGAAAAUAAUAAUCUAAAGCUUUUGAUCGAUGGGUUUGCAACUUUUGUUUCCCGUUGCGGGAAACUAUACGAGGAUCUUUCUAGAGAGAAGAACCAAUCAAAUCAGUUGUUUGAUUUUCUUCGUGGAGGUAACGGUCAUGACUACUACGUAAGAAGGCUGUGGGAGGAGCAACAAAAGCGCGGUGAUCAAAGUAAGCUGCUAUUCGAAGUUAAGCCCUCUCCAAGCGUGCAGAAAAUGACUGCAGAAACACGUGGAAGCUUAUUGGGGGAAAAGCCACUGCAGAAAAGUCUGAAAGAAAAUGAUACCUCUGCUUCUUCUGGAGGCUCCUUCCAAUUCCCGACCAAUCUCUCUGACACAUUCACCAAAUCAGCUUCAACGCAAGAGAAAGCAGAUGCUGUCAAGCCCUUCAAAGAUGACCCGGCCAAACAAGAAAGAUUUGAGCAGUUUCUCAAGGAGAAAUACAAAGGAGGAUUGCGUACAACAAACUCCGACAGGGUUAACAGCAUGUCGGAGUCGGCUCGUGCUCAAGAGAGGCUGGACUUUGAGGCUGCAGCUGAAGCGAUUGAGAAAGGAAAAGCUUACAAGGAGGUCAGACGAGCUACUGAAAAGCCUCUCGACUUCCUUGCAGGAGGGCUGCAGUUUACUUCUGGUGGAACAGAGCAAAUUAAAGACAGUGGAGUGGUCGAUAUGAAAUCGAGUACUACAUACCCUAAAAGGGAAGAGUUCCAAUGGCGUCCUGCAUCUCUUCUGUGCAAACGCUUUGAUCUCCCUGAUCCUUUCAUGGGGAAGCCGGCAACUGCUCCGCGAGCGAGAAACAAGAUGGAUUCUCUCAUAUUCUUGCCGGAUACAGUGAAAGCUGCAUCUGGGUCGGGACCACGUCAAGUCUCUAAUCUACAAGAGCCUAAGAAAGAGACAUCAGUGGAAGAGCCUGAAGCCGAGGUAGAAGUGGAGAAUCUGGAGAGACCUGUUGAUCUUUACAAGGCCAUAUUUUCUGAUGAUUCAGAAGAUGAUGAAGAACAACCUAUGAAUGGAAAAAGACCAGAGGGUCAAGAAAAGAAGAACGAAGCGGCUGCAACAACAUUAAACCGACUGAUAGCUGGUGAUUUUCUAGAAUCUCUAGGGAAAGAGCUAGGUUUUGAAGUACCUUCUGAUGUCACGUACCCGGAAGCAACCAAGCCAAUGGAAGAAGAUAACAAGUCCAAAGGCAAAUCCGAAGCAUCUUCUGAGAAAAGACCUGAAUUGAAAGAGCAAUCAGAGGAGAAGACAAACAGCCUCACACUUGGGUCUGAAGAAGAAAGGAGUAAAAAAAAGAGAGAGGAAACGCCAAGAAAGCGGAGCAGCAGAGACGAUCUAUCAUCAAGUGAAUCCUCAGGAGAUGAACGGAGGAGAAAACGAUCUAAGAAAGAUAAGCAUAGACACUAUGGUACAGAGAGUGAUUCGUCCGGCGACUACCACAGCCGGGACAAGCAAAGUUCAAGAUCGAGAAGAAAGCGGGGAGAAUCUUCUAGAGAGAAGAGAAGCAGCCACAAGAAGCAUUCAAAGCAUCACAGGAAGUCCACUUCUUCGCGUUACAGCUCGGAUGAAGAACGGAAAGAGUCAAGGCGGGAGAAGCGGAGGCGAUGA
Microthlaspi erraticum is the source of this 2826-nucleotide messenger RNA. NCBI's taxonomy places the organism in Eukaryota, Viridiplantae, Streptophyta, Magnoliopsida, Brassicales, Brassicaceae. The record is from the annotation of a GenBank genome assembly.